ACACAGUUACCUCUGUGACAGUGCGGUGCAGUUCGUUCUGCCCUCCCACCCAAAAAAAAAAAAACAAAAAAAAUUUCCUCUCUUUACCUUCCUCCGUCGUCUUCCCUCCGGUUCUCCGACGAUUUUAUCCCUAUCUUACCCCUCCAUCGUCUCUUCUUAUCCCAAAAACACAAAAAAGGAAGCUUUUUUUUCUAUUUUUUGUUGGAAAGAGAGAGAAGGAUCUAGAAGCUUUGUGUUUUCGUGAUGGCGCAGAUUCAGGUGCAGCAUCAGGCGGCUCCGGUGCCGGGACCAAACGGAGUGGCGGCGGUCCCCGGCGGGAUUCCGUUCAUGCCGACGUCGCUUUAUGUUGGAGAUCUUGAACUUAAUGUGACCGACUCGCAGCUUUACGAUCUGUUUAGCCAGGUGGGUCAGGUGGUUUCUGUUCGGGUCUGUCGGGACUUGGCCACCGGGCGAUCACUGGGAUAUGGUUAUGUUAACUAUAGCAACCCUCAAGAUGCUGCAAGAGCAUUGGAUGUUCUAAACUUCACUCCUCUUAAUAACAAGCCCAUUAGGAUCAUGUACUCUCAUCGGGACCCAAGUCUUCGUAAGAGUGGGACAGGAAAUAUUUUUAUCAAGAACCUCGAUAAGUCUAUUGAUCACAAAGCCUUACAUGAUACAUUUUCGUCAUUUGGCAACAUUCUUUCUUGCAAGGUGGCUACUGAUGCUUCUGGCCAGUCCAGAGGCUAUGGUUUUGUACAAUUUGACAAUGAAGAAUCUGCUCAAAAUGCUAUAGAUAAAUUGAAUGGCAUGCUACUUAAUGAUAAACAAGUUUUUGUUGGACACUUCCUUCGUAAGCAGGAUAGAGAUGGUGCAUUGAAUAAGACAAAAUUUAAUAAUGUCUUCGUGAAAAAUUUAUCUGAAUCAACAACGGAUGAGGAUUUGAAGAAUAUUUUUGGCGAAUAUGGCGCAAUUACUAGUGCUGUAGUUAUGAGAGAUGCAGAUGGGAAAUCAAAGUGUUUUGGAUUUGUCAACUUUGAAAAUGCUGAUGGUGCUGCUAAAGCUGUUGAGUCUCUUAAUGGAAAUAAGUUUGAUGAUAAGGAGUGGUAUGUUGGAAAAGCACAGAAAAAAUCUGAAAGAGAGUUUGAACUGAAGAGUCGGUUUGAGCAAAGCAUGAAGGAAGCUGUAGACAAAUUCCAAGGGGUGAAUUUGUAUAUCAAGAAUGUGGAUGAUAGCAUCAAUGAUGAGAAGCUGAAGGAACUGUUUUCUGACUUUGGAACAAUUACUUCAUGCAAGGUUAUGCGUGAUCCCAGUGGAAUUAGCAGAGGUUCUGGUUUUGUUGCCUUUUCAACUCCUGAGGAAGCAUCUCGAGCUCUUUCUGAGAUGAAUGGCAAAAUGGUGGUUAGCAAGCCACUGUAUGUUGCACUUGCGCAACGGAAGGAAGAGAGAAGGGCGAGACUUCAGGCUCAGUUUUCACAGAUGAGGCCAGUUGCCAUGACACCUUCAGUUGCUCCUCGUAUGCCAAUAUAUUCUCCAGGUGCUCCAGGCUUAGGUCAGCAAUUUUUAUAUGGGCAAGCACCUCCAGGCAUAAUUCCUCCCCAGGCUGGUUUUGGAUAUCAGCAACAACUUGUUCCUGGAAUGAGGCCAGGAGGUGCUCCUAUGCCAAAUUUCUUUGUACCGCUAGUUCAGCAGGGUCAGCAGGGCCAGCGCCCUGGAGGGCGACGUGGAGUAGGUCACAUGCAACAGACCCAGCAACCUGUCCCUCUGAUGCAUCAGCAGAUGCUUCCUAGGGGACGUGUCUAUCGAUACCCACCCGGUCGCAACAUGCCAGAUGUUCCAAUGGCAGUUCCUGCUGGAGGUAUGCUGUCUGCUCCCUAUGAUAUGGGUGGCAUGCCAAUUAGAGAUGCUGCUGCAGGACAGCCUAUGCCCAUUACUGCUUUGGCUACAGCCCUUGCGAAUGCUACCCUUGAACAGCAAAGGACGCUACUGGGUGAAAGUCUCUACCCUUUAGUGGAUCAGUUGGAGCAUGAUUCAGCAGCCAAGGUUACAGGCAUGCUUUUGGAGAUGGAUCAGACUGAGGUUUUACACCUGCUUGAAUCACCGGAGGCUUUAAAGGCUAAAGUAGCAGAGGCCAUGGAGGUGCUAAGGAGUGUUGCUGCUCAGCAGCAGGCAACAAACCCUGUUGAUCAGCUUGCCUCACUAUCCCUGAAUGAUGGUCUCAUCUCAUGAAGUAUGUUUUUGGUGAAUUAAACAGGUUCAUCAAGUGGGUUUUGUUGCAGUUUUUAAAACUAGUUUUAUUGGCUAAGCAGAUGAAAAUUUGAUUCUAUGCCAGAUUUAUAUAUGGGCUUAAGUAGGUUGUUGGGACUUGUUUUUUUGCUUCAUUAUUGGUCUGGGCAGGAUUCUAAAUAUUUUGUGGAACGAGAUACAUUUUGUUUGAGGAAAUGGUCAUGUUGACUGAUUUGCACAGAUUUUUAUAAUAAUGUGGCACAUUUGGUUUGUCCUA
Hevea brasiliensis (rubber tree) is the source of this 2479-nucleotide messenger RNA. RefSeq names its product polyadenylate-binding protein 2. Gene Ontology annotation, cellular component: ribonucleoprotein complex. Gene Ontology annotation, molecular function: RNA binding. The record is from RefSeq and is a predicted model, not a curated record. NCBI's taxonomy places the organism in Eukaryota, Viridiplantae, Streptophyta, Magnoliopsida, Malpighiales, Euphorbiaceae. The coding region runs from base 244 to 2205 and encodes 653 amino acids. The transcript is spliced from 9 exons.